GUGAAACUCAUUUCUGCAGUUUUUAUUCUCUUUUUUCUCCCAUAAAUAAGUGAAGACUAGAAAUAAUAACCUUAAUAUUGUUGAUCAUUUAGGAUGUCAAGCACUUUGCCCCUUCUUCUACAGUGGCUGUCCUUCUUUCUGAUAUUCUGUCAAAUCUUUUAUGCAUCUCAAGCUGAUUUAGGAACAGCAAGCCAAUAUCGGCCACCAUACACGCCAAGUGCAUGUUUUGGGAGUGAAUCAACACAGUUUCCAUCAAGCAACUUCUUUGCAGCAGCUGGUGAAGGGAUUUGGGAUGAUGGAGCUGCCUGUGGAAGACAGUAUUUGAUAAGUUGCAUUAGCUCUGUUUUGCCCAAAGCUUGUAAAUCAGGAGAGACUAUUCAGGUAAAAAUAGUUGACCGAGCACAGAAUCUAAGUUCUACACCAACAAGACAAGGAACCACCAUGGUCCUUUCAAAUGCUGCUCUUGCUGCUAUUGCUGAUUCAAAUGCCCUUUCUCUUAACAUCGAUUUUCGACAGGUCUAGAAGGAAAAACUGAGUAUUUUCUUGAGGCGCCGUUUGGACAAUACUAUGUUGAAGUUGAAAGAAGAUAAGUAUUUAUAGUUGAAAAAGAGCAUUUGGAAGACAAAAUUUUAUUUGGACAUGAAUUUUACUUGGAG
Molecule: messenger RNA, 656 nt
Organism: Lycium ferocissimum
Lineage: Eukaryota; Viridiplantae; Streptophyta; Magnoliopsida; Solanales; Solanaceae
Product: EG45-like domain containing protein
Exons: 3
Coding region: 94-522 (142 amino acids)
Source: RefSeq, a predicted model, not a curated record